Schistocerca cancellata (South American locust) is the source of this 4422-nucleotide messenger RNA. Its product is annotated as nascent polypeptide-associated complex subunit alpha, muscle-specific form-like. The coding region runs from base 1 to 4422 and encodes 1473 amino acids. The record is from RefSeq and is a predicted model, not a curated record. Lineage: Eukaryota; Metazoa; Arthropoda; Insecta; Orthoptera; Acrididae. The transcript has 8 exons.
AUGAAUAAACUCGCCCAUGGGGGCCCCUACCCUGGUCGAGAGGCCGACGAGGCGGCUAUAUUCGCCCUCUGUAAAAUACAGACGGCAGCCGCUCUACCGCACACGAGGCAGCAGGUGUUGGGUGUGCCACCGAGAGCCCCGCCGGUUACAUCGCAUUUGCUUGCGGUCCCGGCGGCGGCGGCCUCGGCGGGAGUUGCGCCGCUGGUCUCGACCACUCAAGAGGUCGAUGUGCCCCCGGUUGCCCCCCUGGCCCCCGAAACACAAGAAGAGCCCGUGGCUGCGCUAGCCGUGGCCACCGAGAUGGAGGACGUCGAUCUGCCCGACGCAAAUCUGGCUGAGGCAAUUGCCGAGUCAGAGCGUCGUGACACUGACCCUGACGCUGCCCGCGCGCCCAGAAAGCGCCGGGCUAUGACAAAUGACGAUUCUGACACUCCCUCACAGACAUCUGACGCAGCGAGGCCGCGGAAGAAGGCCCCUAGGGCCUCCCGCACCUCCACCACAGAGUCUGGGACGACUAUCGCGGGCUCCUCCCGGAGCACCGCCAAGCAGAAACCGACGAAGACAACGCGGCGGUCCACUCGUCCACCUGCCGCCUCCCGGCAUCCGGACGAGGACGGUUUUGUUGCCCCACCCCGGCGGCACACUGCCAGGGCUGCUGCGCUGCAGCAACCGACCCCGCUGCCGACCGCCAACGCGUUUGCGAGCGCCAGCGUAGAUGCAUUGGACGAUGGCGCCGCGCCCCCGGCGCCUGCCCAAAAGAAGCCCUUUGCUGCCGCCACCAAGGGCGGCCCGUCAGCCUCCACCGCCCGACCUUCGGCGCAGGCGGAGGGCGAGACGCAGCAACCGACCGCGCCGUCCACGGCUUCGCCCGUGGGGGUGGCAACCCCUGCGCCCUCGCAGAGCGCGCGAGUUGCCGCCCCGCGCAGGCGUCGUCGGCGCGCGGGCCGGGCCACACCUGCCGUUGCGCAACGGACUGCCGCCAACACUCUGCCGCAGCAGAGGACGGCACCUCGUGCUGUGCCGCAACCGAGAUCGACUGCUGAUGCUCCACAGCAGCCGUCUACUUCGGAUCGGCCGCAACAGGCCGCCCCAGUGGUGGAGGCCGCCCCAGAGGCCCCCACCGCCCCCUUGGCCGCCGACGCAGCCGAGCUCCGAUCGCUCUUGCGGUCGUUGACGAGGACUCUGGACAUGGCAAUGGAUUAUUCUACUGACGCGUCGUUGGACGACGACGCUACUCGCCCGUCGACGUCCCAGUUUCGACGGAAGCGCAGCGAUCCUGGACCUGGACUGCCCCAUGUGGCGCCCACUGAAGACGGCUUUCUUCGUCCGCCGAAAAAGAAGCAGGCGAAGACCAAGGCCCCGGCGGCCGCGCCUGUCGUGCCUGUCAGCAACAGGUUUGACGUCAUCGACGAUGGAGAGAAAGAAAACUCCCCUGGCUGCUACGAGGUCAAUAGGACGGACCUAACGGGCAGCCAGGGCGGGAUGAGCCCGAGCUCGCGAUUGCUGUUGCUCAAUGCAAUCGCGGGUCUCACCGGUAGGGACAGACGUAAAUACGAAAAGAAGCUCGAAAGAGCGUGGAAAGAACCACCGAUAUUGCCCAAGGGUGACAGAACAGCACCAAGUGCCCGUCUAAUCAAGGCGAAGUCAAAGAAGUCACCGAAACGCAACAAAGUCAAACCAGGGUCACCGGUAAAGAAGCGAAAGACCACCUCGCGUAAAACCGUCGCUGCGCGGCGACCGGAAGUGGCGGACGCGGCCGGGUCGGCCGCGCCUGAGCCGACCGCGCCUGCCAACACAAAGGCCGACCGGGCCACGUGCAGCGGCGGCCAGCAGGGCCAGGUAGCAGCGGAACAAAGCGCCUGCGCUGUGACGGCUAGCGCGCCCCCCGAGGCGGCCGGGCGGCUGCGCCCCGAGGUGAAUGCGCAAAAGCACGAAGGCGCGGAGGCGAGUGCGCGCGGGCGGCGGAAGGAAACCGAUACCGCCGGCGCGGGCUCGCCACCGCGGGGGAAUGCCGGAGCGGAGGAACCUCGGAGCGUUGCUGAGGUGUGCGCUGAGGGGAGCGAGCGAUGCGGAAGCAGCGCAGAAAUCGCCACGCAGGAAAUUGACGACGAGGGAUUCCAGCUGGCACUGUUCAUCCUUAUGAAUAAACUCGCCCAUGGGGGCCCCUACCCUGGUCGAGAGGCCGACGAGGCGGCUAUAUUCGCCCUCUGUAAAAUACAGACGGCAGCCGCUCUACCGCACACGAGGCAGCAGGUGUUGGGUGUGCCACCGAGAGCCCCGCCGGUUACAUCGCAUUUGCUUGCGGUCCCGGCGGCGGCGGCCUCGGCGGGAGUUGCGCCGCUGGUCUCGACCACUCAAGAGGUCGAUGUGCCCCCGGUUGCCCCCCUGGCCCCCGAAACACAAGAAGAGCCCGUGGCUGCGCUAGCCGUGGCCACCGAGAUGGAGGACGUCGAUCUGCCCGACGCAAAUCUGGCUGAGGCAAUUGCCGAGUCAGAGCGUCGUGACACUGACCCUGACGCUGCCCGCGCGCCCAGAAAGCGCCGGGCUAUGACAAAUGACGAUUCUGACACUCCCUCACAGACAUCUGACGCAGCGAGGCCGCGGAAGAAGGCCCCUAGGGCCUCCCGCACCUCCACCACAGAGUCUGGGACGACUAUCGCGGGCUCCUCCCGGAGCACCGCCAAGCAGAAACCGACGAAGACAACGCGGCGGUCCACUCGUCCACCUGCCGCCUCCCGGCAUCCGGACGAGGACGGUUUUGUUGCCCCACCCCGGCGGCACACUGCCAGGGCUGCUGCGCUGCAGCAACCGACCCCGCUGCCGACCGCCAACGCGUUUGCGAGCGCCAGCGUAGAUGCAUUGGACGAUGGCGCCGCGCCCCCGGCGCCUGCCCAAAAGAAGCCCUUUGCUGCCGCCACCAAGGGCGGCCCGUCAGCCUCCACCGCCCGACCUUCGGCGCAGGCGGAGGGCGAGACGCAGCAACCGACCGCGCCGUCCACGGCUUCGCCCGUGGGGGUGGCAACCCCUGCGCCCUCGCAGAGCGCGCGAGUUGCCGCCCCGCGCAGGCGUCGUCGGCGCGCGGGCCGGGCCACACCUGCCGUUGCGCAACGGACUGCCGCCAACACUCUGCCGCAGCAGAGGACGGCACCUCGUGCUGUGCCGCAACCGAGAUCGACUGCUGAUGCUCCACAGCAGCCGUCUACUUCGGAUCGGCCGCAACAGGCCGCCCCAGUGGUGGAGGCCGCCGCAGAGGCCCCCACCGCCCCCUUGGCCGCCGACGCAGCCGAGCUCCGAUCGCUCUUGCGGUCGUUGAGUCAGCUGCUCGAGCAACUCCCGGCGGACCACGAGAAUAUGACGACCCAGCGAGACCCGGACGAUGAGAUGGACUACUCUACGGACCCUCCCCGUGAAGACUGCGCUACCGGCGCCCCGCAGCGGGUGCUUCAGCGCAAGCGAUCGGCUGUCACGUCAGCCAGUGAUGACCAACACACUUCUGGUACGAGUGACGCUGGCUUCAAGAAGCCGCCGCCUAAGAAGAGGGCGGCUCCACGACGGCGCACCCCUGUUGCCCCUGUACCUACUGCUAAUCCGUACGACGCCCUAGCGGAUGGCGCCGACUCUGAAGAUGCCGACGAGCCUCCACCGGCGACCGCCGACGAUGCCACACGUCGUUCCGGCCCUAAGCUGCCACCGAUUGUCAUCGACUACCCUGACGAUUACAUGACGCUUCGGGACUGGCUCCAGGGCAACCUGAAGAAUGCUUUUACCGCCAAACACUGCGGCGAAGACCGUCUGAAGCUGACUGUCGCCACCACUGAAGAUUACGUUGCUGUUAUGGACAUGGUUGGUGCACGUGGUAUACCGAACUACACCUUCCCCACCGUGCGUCCCAAAGUUCUCAAGGUUGCCAUGAGAGGCAUACCGCUGAAGAUGAAGGCAGACGCCUUUAAGGACGGCCUUAUCACUAUGGGUUUCGCGCCUACUGCUACCACGCGAAUGAAGAUGCCUGCCAGCCGCCGCCAGCGUGGACUACCUCCCUUGCGGGAGACGUCCCGCUCCGAUGGUCGACAGCUGCGGCGCCGAGCUGCGCCACCGCCUGCUACUCCUUCGCGCCAACCCGCCCAGCGGCGCCUGCUUGCUGCUCGGGCAGACCUUGGCUACGCCGACGUCCUUCAGGGCCGGACGACGCCGCCUCCUGCCCCUGCUGUCCAGCCUCCGCGACGCCCUGACGACGGGCCUGCUCCUCCUGCUGCAGCUGAUGAUUUCAUCGCGGUCCUCAAAGAAGUUCAGGCCACCCUUGUGGCUGUCUCCGCCGCACUGGCCCAGCUGCCGGCCGCCAUCACUGCUGCAGUCCAUGCAGCCCUCCGAAGUUUCCCCACCGCCACGGCGUCCACAUCCACUGGCCAUGGCUCGCAACCUUAG